CACAGCCUGGCCCAGGGACAGCAGGGACAGUCCGGAGCCCGUCCCUGCCCAGCCCUCCCCCGAGAUCCAGGCUGCUGCGUCCUGCACCACCUCCUGCUGCUGGCUGAAGUCCUCGAUAUCCUUGGCUGGAGGGUGAGGGCGCUGAAUCCCCACGUAGGUUGUGUGCUGGCAGAAAACACGUGCAGCACAAUUAGAACAAAUGCCCCGCAAGCGUUAAUUAGACUUGGGGCUGGGCUGGGCUCUAGGGGAUGCUGCCAAGCCCCCCCAGCCCUGCAACCAUUGCUGUCUUGAUGGGUGCUGGGGGCUGAGCCUGUGGCAGCUCUGCAGACAGCAGGACGUGCUGGGUCGUGCCAGAGCAGGGCACUGAGCUCUGUCUCUAGCACAGCCGGGCGCCUGCGCCUGAGCCCGGCUCCCCAGCAGGGCAGGACGUGCAGAGCGUGGGGCAGGCUGUGCUGGGGCUGCCAGCACGGAGAACAGCACCAUGGCUCAGUCCAAGGGCACGGUGGUCCUUGCCUACAGCGGGGGGCUCGACACCUCCUGCAUCCUGGUGUGGCUGAGGGAGCAGGGCUACGACGUUGUCGCCUACCUGGCCAACAUCGGGCAGAAGGAAGAUUUUGAGGCAGCACGAAAGAAAGCUCUGGCACUGGGGGCCAAGAAGGUUUACAUCGAGGACGUGAGCAGGGAGUUCGUGGAGAGGUUCAUCUGGCCGGCAGUGCAGGCCAACGCUCUCUACGAGGAUCGGUACCUGCUGGGCACGGCCCUGGCCCGGCCCUGCAUCGCCCUCAAGCUGGUGGAGAUCGCCCAGCGCGAGGGCGCCCAGCACGUCGCCCACGGCGCCACCGGCAAGGGCAAUGACCAGGUUCGGUUCGAGCUCAGCUGCUAUGCCCUGUGUCCCAAGAUCAAGGUUGUUGCACCAUGGAGACUGCCCGAGUUUUACCAGCGCUUCCCUGGACGCCGUGAGCUGAUGGAUUAUGCCAAGAAACAUGGGAUCCCAGUGCCUGUGACACCUCAGAUGCCCUGGAGCAUGGAUGAGAACCUAAUGCACAUCAGCUACGAAGCCGGGAUCCUGGAGAACCCCAAGAACCAGGCUCCUCCCGGGCUCUACACCAAGACAUGUGAUCCGGCCAAAUCUCCCGACACCCCAGACGUGCUGGAGAUCGAGUUUGAGCGGGGUGUCCCAGUGAAGGUCACCAACAUUGGGGAUGGAGCCACUCGUUCCUCAGCCCUGGAGCUCUUUGUGUACCUGAACGACAUCGCGGGCAAGCAUGGGGUCGGGCGCAUUGACAUCGUGGAGAACCGCUUCGUGGGCAUGAAGUCCAGAGGUAUCUAUGAGACCCCAGCGGGAACGAUCCUACACCACGCGCAUUUAGAUAUCGAGGCCUUCACCAUGGACCGGGAAGUGCGGAAAAUCAAGCAGGGGCUCUCCCUGAAAUUCUCAGAGCUGGUGUACAACGGCUUCUGGCACAGCCCCGAGUGUGAGUUUGUGCGGGAGUGCAUCGGGCGCUCGCAGGAGCCGGUGCUGGGCACCGUGCGCCUCUCUGUCUUCAAGGGCCAGGUCUACAUCCUGGGCAGGGAGUCCCCACGGUCACUCUACAACGAGGAGCUGGUCAGCAUGAACGUGCAAGGGGACUACGAGCCCGCCGACGCCACCGGCUUCAUCAACAUCAACUCGCUCAGGCUGAAGGAAUAUCAUCGUCUCCAGAGCAAGGUCACCGUAAAGCAGGAUGAAUAGCAAUCAAUCGCACGCGAGCCUCCCGCUCCCCUUUCUAAUUUCUCUAAGCAGUAGCACUAAUUGUGGUGGCAAUUUGUAAUUGUAACUCGUCUCCCUGGAGCGGAGCGGCGGCGGAGGUGACGGCUUUGUUACGGGGCUGCAAGUGAAAUGCAAUCGCGGGUGGGGGGAAAGAAAAAAAGAGGUUUGUCCAUCGGAAGAGAAGUGGGGAAAGAAAUAAACCCCCAGCCACGCGCGGGGUCCGGCAUUGAGAGCCGGGCUUUA
Molecule: messenger RNA, 1993 nt
Organism: Oenanthe melanoleuca
Lineage: Eukaryota; Metazoa; Chordata; Aves; Passeriformes; Muscicapidae
Gene: ASS1
Product: argininosuccinate synthase 1
Exons: 15
Coding region: 482-1732 (416 amino acids)
Biological process (GO): L-arginine biosynthetic process; urea cycle
Cellular component (GO): cytoplasm
Molecular function (GO): ATP binding; argininosuccinate synthase activity
Source: RefSeq, a predicted model, not a curated record